Messenger RNA from Nerophis ophidion (straightnose pipefish), 1972 nucleotides. RefSeq names its product solute carrier family 22 member 7a (gene slc22a7a). The transcript is spliced from 10 exons. Gene Ontology annotation, biological process: transmembrane transport. Gene Ontology annotation, cellular component: membrane. Gene Ontology annotation, molecular function: transmembrane transporter activity. Lineage: Eukaryota; Metazoa; Chordata; Actinopteri; Syngnathiformes; Syngnathidae. The record is from RefSeq and is a predicted model, not a curated record. Bases 345 to 1895 code for a protein of 516 amino acids.
UUGUAAGUAGAAUUGUCCACGUUGAAAGCACGUGGAGACCACCAUGUCACGUGGAGACCACCAUGCCCCCCAAUGAGGAAAACCACCAUGUCCCCCAAUGAGGCAAAACCACCAUGUCCCCCAAUGAUGGAAACAAAGCAGAUUUGCAAGAUAUGGUGAGCUGGGGUCAGUUGCUUGUGAUUUGGGCGUGAUAUGGUUGAGUAACGUCGCGACGUCAUUUCAAGCUCACCUCGACGUCGAAUUAAGGACGGGUACCCACUGGGACAGAGAGAGAGAGAGAGAGUGAGAAGGUCCUCCCACAUGGUUUAUGAGAGCAGGAGGAGAAGGAGGUGAGUGGUGAGAAGAUGAGGUUUGAGGAGAUCCUGGACGAGGUGGGGGGGUUCUCCAGGUUUCAAUUUGUGCUCCUGAGUGUGCUGUGUGUCCCUCGGGCCAUCCUGCCACUGCACUUCCUCUUGCACAACUUUGUGUCGGCCACCCCCGCCCACCGCUGCCGCUCGCUGCACGCCAACAUCUCCAACACCACCUGGGACUCCUGCACCCUCCACCAGGACCAGGGCCAAGACCAGGACCAGACCGGGACCAACAGGACCGGCUCUUGUCCUCAUGGCUGGAUCUACGACACAUCGGAGUUCACCUCCACCACCGCCACUGAGUGGGACCUGGUGUGUGAGCAGAGAAGAUUCAACCAGGCCUUGGCAACCUACUUCUUCCUUGGGGUGACCUUCGGCGCCAUCUUGUUUGGAUACCUCUCUGAUAAGUUGGGACGUAAGCGGAUGUUGGUGAUGGCGUUGGCGGGUACCACCACGAUGGGCGUGACCUCGGCUUUCUCCAACUCUUACAUCAUGUUCGCCGUGUCGCGGGCGCUGUGCGGCGCCGGACUUAGCGGCACGUCCAUCAUCAUCACAGUCCUGGGCUUGGAGUGGAUGGACGUGGAGCACCGCACCUUGAUGAGCACCAUGAUCAGCCUGGCGUGGAGCGUGGGCAACAUGCUGCUCGCCCUCCUUGCCUACACCAUCCGAGACUGGCGCCACCUGAUGCUGGCGGUCACGGUGCCCUGCGCGCUCUCUCUCCUCAGCUGCUGGUGGCUGCCCGAGUCGGCCCGCUGGCUGCUGACCAAGGGCAGGACUGAUGAGGCCCGCCAGCACCUGCUGCGCUGUGCCAAGAUGAACAGGAAGGACCCCGUCAAGCUGGAAGCAAACCUGGUGACCCUGGUGACGCUGCCCCAGGUGACGCUGCCCCAGGUGACGUACUCCUACCUGCACCUGUUCACCACACCUGAGUUGAGGAAGAUCACGCUGGUCUCAGGAGUCGUCUGGUUUUCCGUGGCCUUCCUGUACUACGGCAUCAGCUUGAGGAUCUCAGGCUUUGGAGUCAGCAUCUACUUGACUCACUUCAUCUACGCCGCCAUCGAAGUUCCCGCCAAGAUCUUCACCUACUUCCUGCUGGACCGCAUUGGACGCCGCAAAGGCCAGGCCUGCUUCCUGAUCACCACUGGACUUCUGAUCGCACUCAACAUCACCGUCCCACUAGAGUUGUGGCAGGUGCGCACCUGUAUCGCCGUGUUGGCCAAAGGCUUCUGUGAGGCAGCCUUCACUACUGCCUUUCUGUACUCUGCUGAACUCUACCCCACUGUCCUUAGGCAGUGCGGGCUGGGCUACACUUCCAGUCUGGCUCGCGUGGGCAGCUCCUUGGCGCCCAUGAUGUUGCUGCUGGAGGACGUCUGGCUCCCCCUGCCGCCCCUAAUCCUGGCCCUCAUGGGCACAGUGAGUGGAGGCUUGGUCUUCCUCCUACCAGAGACCCUUAACAUACGGCUGCCUGAGGAUGUGGUGGACGUGGAGGAGGGAAGGCACAGGAAGUUGGACGCUAACCACCCAGCUAGCAUGGAGAUGACCUGACACCACCCAGCAUGUGAUCUUGGAAUUCUUUCAUCUGUUGGAACCAUGGCAAGAUUCAAUAAAACGUUUCAAAUUAA